CAGAAUAACAUUGAGAUCAAGAAAUUGAAAAAGUUGAAAACUUGGUUAUAUAACAUUUUCUGAGCAAAGAUGGCCAGCGCAAUGCAAAAUUACAAAUCAGGUCAAGCCCAUGGACAGGGCCAGGCCAAGACUGAAGAGUGGGUUCAAUCCACAAAGGACACAACCAAUGCAACCAAAGACAAGACAGCUAGUGCAGCUCAAUCUGCUAAAGACAAGACAACGAGUGCAGCUCAAUCAGCUCAAGAGUCUGCCCAACAUGGAAAGGAUCAAAGUGCUGGCUUCCUCCAGCAGACCGGAGAACAGGUGAAGAACAUGGCUCAGAACACUGUAGACAGUGUGAAGAACACAAUUGGAAUGGCUGAAAAUAACGCUAAGAAAUGAGAGAAAACACUUAUUUGUCUCUCAUAUUAUGAUGCUACAUUAAUGGAUUUAGGCUGUUUUUUUGUUGGUUUUUUCACCUAGGUUUUUGCUCUUCCUAACUAACAGGGACAAGCAACAUCGCCGUUGAAGUGAUAUUUCUUUUCAGAAAACUCCUCUUGGUUGUAAUAAAGACAUUUGCUUUUCAUUAUUUUGAUUUUUCCCUUUUCAUUAUAAUAUGAGAUGUAAUAAAGGCUUAACAAUAAUACAUAUGUAAAGUUGAUUUGUUUCACCUUC
Molecule: messenger RNA, 654 nt
Organism: Quercus lobata
Lineage: Eukaryota; Viridiplantae; Streptophyta; Magnoliopsida; Fagales; Fagaceae
Product: late embryogenesis abundant protein 2-like
Exons: 3
Coding region: 70-381 (103 amino acids)
Source: RefSeq, a predicted model, not a curated record